Molecule: messenger RNA, 2830 nt
Organism: Passer domesticus (house sparrow)
Lineage: Eukaryota; Metazoa; Chordata; Aves; Passeriformes; Passeridae
Gene: S100G
Product: S100 calcium binding protein G
Exons: 3
Coding region: 1902-2288 (128 amino acids)
Cellular component (GO): cytoplasm
Molecular function (GO): calcium-dependent protein binding; transition metal ion binding; calcium ion binding
Source: RefSeq, a predicted model, not a curated record
AGGAGAGGUUCUGUUAGUAUAGACAGCAGCAGCUCCUGAAUUUCUGUAGAGCCAAAAAGCAAACCUAGGAGAAAGUGCAUUUCCAGCUUUGCACCUCAGCUGGACUGGACAGAUACUGGGGGAUGCCUUGACCCAAUUCUGUGAAUUCCAAGCCAAUGCCAAGCUUUUGCACUGAAUUUUACAUCACUGCAUUUGUCCUCUCCACAAUCUUCAAAUUAAGUGUCAAGAAACUUGACAAGUCUUCCACUGCUAAAACCCUGUAGCUGGACACCUUCCUGUGAAAUAACACAGAGAUUGUCCUCAUCAGCUAAAUGCCUCUGGAACUAUUUAAAUCUGCAACAACAUGAGCACCCAGAGAGGUGAACAAGUGGCAUAACUUUGGACGUGAUAACUCAAGCAGAAUGGGAAACAACUGAAGAAAGUCAAGAAAUUACUAGACCUAAGUAGCAGGACUCACAAAGGAAGACUAAACUAGCAAAGAUUUCUGAAUUAAAAAAAAAAAAAAAAGAAAAAAGGAAGACAGGGAAUUUCUCUGAUGUUAAAGGCCAUUUUAAGAAGGAAGAUGUCUGUUCUGCCUAUCUACAGAGAGGAGAAUCAAAGGGCUUAAGUGCAGCAAGGCUUAUGGACACCCAGUAACACACUCUAACAAAACCCAAAAGGAAUAGACCAGAAAAGAGGCUGCAGAUUCCCCUUCAUAUAAGGCACUUAAGAAUAAGUUGAGCAGACAUCCAGUAAAAGUACUGAUGACCCCACUCCAGGGAAAAGGAAAUAAUUAGCUAUAUGAUCUCUAGGGACUCUUCUAAUACUCUCCUGACACUUGGAAGUGAGUGCAAGCACAUUCAAAUGGGCUGCUCAUGCAAUGUGUAUAUCUACAUAAUUCAUCUACCAAAGUUUGCCUGGUCUUCUCAGGAAACCUCCUACUUACCUAUUAUGGAAUCCUACACUCAUACAUCUGCAGUUCCAAAAACAUCCCUUCUGUCCAUCCAUCUCCUACAGACCCACAAAGCUCCUGGUUCAGAGUUAUAAAUGACGAAAUGGCAACUGAUUGUGAAGAAGUGAUGGACAGAGUGAAAAAUCUAGUUAGUGGGCCUGGAGCCAAGCACCAAAAAAUGACAACAGACAGCAGGCAGAUUAGAAACCACAAAUAGAAACCACAGCCAGAGCCAGCAACUCAGCAGUUGCAAAAUUAACAGUGUUGGGUCAUGAAGCAUCAACCACAGGCUGAUUAUCAACUCCAGGAUGUCCCACAGACCAUCAAUGGAACAUGAUAAAACCAUUGGAACAUUCAGAAUGGAACAUCCAGAACCUGCUGAACACAACAGUCAGUUAUAAAGGUGUUCCCAAGAAGGGACUGUUUUUCAGAACCUCACAUUCAAUUUUCUCAUUUAGAACACUUCAGUUUUUCACCAUUCACAUCAUGCAAUGCUUUGUUUCUUAACACUAGCAACCAAAAUUUCAUUCCAGAGGAACUUAAUCUUUUUCCUGUGCUAAGAAAUAGCACAGGAUGUGGAGAAGCACAAAAUAGCACAAAAUGUGGAGAAGUGUGAUUAACUACUCACACAAAGAGCGAGUAGCUUCUUAAUAUUUUACUUACAUAUUUGGAUAUGUUUAAAAACCCCUUAUAUUUGCCAUUUUCCAAAAGGCCACUGUAAUAACAAAUGCUGUACACAUCGCCAUAGGGGUCUUUUUCACGCUUCUCUGAGUGUAGUUCAUCUUGAAGUGAAGAAUACACAAAUUCAAGCAAGAAAACCUCUCCAGUAUCACCUAUAAAGUAAAUAUACACCAAGUGCAGUGGAGGAUUCAUGACACAUUUCAGAGAUAAAAAAAUAUUACUCAUUUCUACUGCUAAAGUACCCUAUUCCUUUGACUACUGAAGACACAAUAACUAGUGCACUGACUCAAUGACACAUGCCAGUUUCAUAAUUAGGGUGGAGCAUGCAAGCAACUAUAAAGGUUGCCCCAAUCUGAGACUCUCACUGCUGGAUACAUCUGAAAGCUCCGGGUUCCGAGAGAGUUGUUCUUCAAGACAACAUCUGAGAAACAUGGAACAUUUAUUCAAUGAAAACCUUCUGAAGUAUUUUACCCAGUAUGCUUUACAGGAGGGCAGCACCAAUGCACUGUCCAUUGGUGGGCUGAAGAAUCUGCUUCAGAACCAAUUUGCACAGUACCUGAAGGAUCAAUUCUCACUUGAUAACAUAAUUAAAUCGUUGGACAAAAAUCAGGAUGGAUCUGUCAGCUUUGAUGAGUUUAUUAUGAUUGUAAAAAAGAUAACUGGUACAGGACAGUGAGGCAUCUGCAAGAACGAGUAUUACUGCUUUGAAGAAGAGCCUGGCAUUUGUUUACAUGACAUGUACAUCUAAACCCACAGAUUUGUUACUAUUUUAAAGCAUAUGGAAUAAAGAUUUAACAGAAAAGAAAGCAUGUUUGUAUUGUGUUUCAUGCACCAUCACCAGCCACGCACUCCAGCUAAAAUGCCUUCCAACUAGUUCAGAACUACUGUUUCUAUUUCAUGCUACAUUUGAGGUGUUAUUUAACAAACCCUGUUUUACCUGGGCUAUUAUUUGGACCUCUAGAGAAAUUCAAAUCACACAGCUUCUAAAACACACAAAAAGAAAGGUGCAGCAUUCCAUUUGAGGAGUGUUUCCUAGAAUAUACUAUCCAAUAUUCCUCACAAUUCAGUUUCAUAAUUCACAAAAGAUGGCACUUCAUAAAACAAACAGUUUUCAAAAAUUAAGUCCUUCUUUUCAAUAGCAAUGUAACAAUGCCAAGUGUGAUAACUGCAACAUUAGAUGUUCAUUUUAAAUUAUAUUUACGUAAGCAUGUACUUUUU